This is a messenger RNA of Helobdella robusta, 186 nucleotides long. RefSeq lists its product as hypothetical. Gene Ontology annotation, molecular function: DNA-binding transcription factor activity, RNA polymerase II-specific; RNA polymerase II cis-regulatory region sequence-specific DNA binding. Gene Ontology annotation, biological process: anterior/posterior pattern specification; negative regulation of transcription by RNA polymerase II. The record is from RefSeq and is a predicted model, not a curated record. The transcript is spliced from 2 exons. Lineage: Eukaryota; Metazoa; Annelida; Clitellata; Rhynchobdellida; Glossiphoniidae. Gene Ontology annotation, cellular component: nucleus. The annotation marks the transcript as partial.
CGGAAGCGCGGUAGGCAGACAUACACGAGGUUUCAGACGCUGGAGCUGGAGAAGGAGUUCCACUUCAACAAGUAUCUAACCAGGAGGAGAAGAAUUGAAAUAUCGCACCAACUCUGUCUCACUGAAAGACAGGUAAAAAUCUGGUUCCAGAACAGGCGAAUGAAGUGGAAGAAGGAAGCGAGAUAG